AAGGUAUUGCACAGCGAUGUACAGCUAUCAAGUACCACUUUUCUCAGCCGAUACGCUUACGAAACAUUCCUUUCAAUUUGACCAAGACAAUCCAGCAAGAUGAAUGGCACCUGCUUCAUUUAAGAAGAAUCACUGCUGGCUUCCUGGGCAUGGCUGUGGCCGUCCUGCUCUGUGGCUGCAUUGUGGCCAUGGUCAGCUUCUUCUGGGAGGAAAGCCUGACCCAGCAUGUGGCCGGACUCCUCUUUCUCAUGACAGGAAUAUUUUGCACCAUUUCCCUCUGCACUUACGCCGCCAGCAUCUCCUAUGAUUUGAACCGGGUCCCGAAGCUAAUUUAUAGCCUGCCUGAUGAUGUGGAACACGGCUACAGCUGGUCUAUCUUUUGUGCCUGGUGCAGUUUAGGCUUUAUUGUGGCAGCUGGAGGUCUCUGCAUCGCUUACCCAUUUAUUAGCCGGACCAAGAUUGCACAUCUAAAGUCUAGCAGGGACUCCACGGUAUGACUGUCCAUACUCAAGUCCACUGCUUGGUGGCCCGUCCACAGUGCGGACGAACCUUGAAGGGGACGGAGACAGAGUUUGAGUCAGGAUCCCAAGCACAAAAUCGGUCUUGUACAUUCCAGCCUGUUGCCUGCCAGCCCCUUCUGGAUGACUGAUGUCAAAUCAUGCAGAACCUCCAUACCUUUCUAAGGACAAGACUACUGUGGGUUCAAGUGCUUUAAUGACUAUUUAUGCUUUGACGGCGAGGAGUAGGGAGCAGAGCCGUGGAACAUUUCUGGGUUCAGAAAAAGAGGAAACCGCAAUGGAAAAAUUUGUAUGAUUGCCAUUUAUUUCAGAAAGUUUGUACAUAACAAUUACCCGAGAGUCAUUUCUAUUUGCAAAAGGAUUCAUGACAAAGCGAGUAUAAUUUUCUUGUCAUUGUACCAUGCUUGUUAAAUUUAAUGCAGCACCUUCAGAACUUGUCCUAAUGGUGUCUUGUUGUGUCAGCACCAAACAUUUGUGCAUAAUUUAUGGAUGUUUUUUGUCACAGGGAGAUUCUUCUGUUGCCUUAUUUAUUUUUAAUUGAAGUCUCUUCUCCAUCUUUGUACUGGAAUCAAAAUCAUAAGAGAAACAGAUCAACCAUGGAAGAGCUAACCUGUAAUGCUAUGCAGUAUUGUUAGAAGUCAUAUCUGUCGUUCGACCUGUCUCUUUACGUUAACUGGAUUUCUGCAUUAAAUGACUGCCCCCUUGUUAA
Messenger RNA from Lipotes vexillifer (Yangtze River dolphin), 1227 nucleotides. RefSeq names its product transmembrane protein 178A (gene TMEM178A). The coding region runs from base 150 to 497 and encodes 115 amino acids. NCBI's taxonomy places the organism in Eukaryota, Metazoa, Chordata, Mammalia, Artiodactyla, Lipotidae. Gene Ontology annotation, biological process: regulation of cytosolic calcium ion concentration; negative regulation of osteoclast differentiation. Gene Ontology annotation, cellular component: endoplasmic reticulum membrane. The transcript is spliced from 3 exons. The record is from RefSeq and is a predicted model, not a curated record.